Messenger RNA from Drosophila willistoni, 957 nucleotides. Its product is annotated as leucine-rich repeat protein 1-like. Gene Ontology annotation, molecular function: protein binding. The record is from RefSeq and is a predicted model, not a curated record. The coding region runs from base 38 to 727 and encodes 229 amino acids. The transcript is spliced from 2 exons. NCBI's taxonomy places the organism in Eukaryota, Metazoa, Arthropoda, Insecta, Diptera, Drosophilidae.
UCAGCUGAAGGGGUUCCUGCAGACGCUUAAACUGGGUAUGGAAGGCAAGGAUGUCAUCAAUUUGAGACUAAAUACAGUCACUGCCAUGGCACAAAAAUCAAAGUUACAGACGAAAAUGGCUAUAAAUCGUCACAGUGACUAUCCCAUCAAGGUCUUUCCUCGAUAUCUACAAUCCCUAACAAUAGACAAUACGCAAUUGGUUAAAUUGAGCUAUCAUAUAUGCUCCUUACGGAAUCUAACCCACCUGGAUGUAUCCAACAAUAAGUUGCGUAAGUUACCUGUUGAACUGGGGAGAUUACACUUGAGCAAGCUCGUCCUCCAUGACAAUAAUCUGGGUGAAAUGGACGAUUGGUCAUUUCUAAAUGGCAGCAAAUUACGAGACUCCCUGCGCGAAUUGGAUUUAUCGGCCAACGAUUUGACAUGUUUGCCUUUGCCUGUGGUCAAGUGCCACAAAUUGGUUAACUUGAAUCUCAAUUACAAUAAUUUGACUCAUCUACCCUUUGCCAUACGUCGCCUGAGAAGAUUACGCUCGCUUUACGUGUCGGAAAACAAAUUAAAAUCCCUGCCAGCUGCCAUAGAUGAUUUACGUAUUGAAAUCUUGGAUGUUUGGCGUAAUUCAUUCAAGGGUCUCAAUGUCUUGGAGGCUCAUCGCCUGGCCUUUGCUUCCGAUGCGGACGGAGCUUCAACUCAUUCGCGUGAACCUCUCUGGCUUCAAGCUGUGGCCUAAUAUGAACUGCCAAUCGAUUCCCUGCCAGCCUUACUCAUUAAACUAAUUGCCGAGGCACCAAAAUGUACCUGUGGCAAAUUGUGCGAUGCUUUAGACAAGAAGCACAUUAUCGAACGUGUUGGUCAACCGAAAUUUGUAAAUAUUAAAAAUCUUACCUAUAGUCGAGAGCAUAUGAUCUAUUCUGAUGUUGUCAUAUGUGGCAACAAUUGUAGUAUAAGCAACCAAUGUAA